AUGGGCUCUGAACCUGCUGCCGCAUCAGCAUUACCUCGAGGAAGCCCUUCUGUCAAACCUGGGAACUCGAGCUCGGGCAGUUCCUUCGUCUCUCCAAAACAGCAGACUGAGAAGGGGUACCUGGAGAUGCUGGGUGUCAGCACAGCUGUGGCCAUAAAGAAAAUAAAUCUUCAAGGACUGCAGAGGAAGCAACUAACAGUUAAUGAAAUCAUGAUCAUGAAGAGGAAUAGGAGUCCCAGUGUUGUGAAUUAUUUAGACAGCUAUCUUCUGGGUGAGGAACUCUGGCUGGUUUUAGAGUACAUGGAUGGAGGCGCCCUGAGUGAUGUCAUCAGUGAGACCUUCCUGUCUGAAGAGCAGAUGGCAGCCAUCAGUCGGGAGUGCCUGCGAGGACUGGAUUUUCUUCACUCGAACCACAUCAUCCACCGAGAUGUGAAGAGCGACAACAUCCUUCUCAGAACAGACGGCUCUGUCAAGCUAGCUGAUUUUGGCCUCUCUACUCAGCUCACCCCUGAGCAGAAUAGACGGUGCACGUUAGCCGGGACUCCUUGGUGGAUGGCGCCUGAAGUGGUGACAGGUCAACCAUAUGGCCCCAAAGUGGACAUAUGGUCUUUUGGAAUUGUGGGAAUUGAAAUGGUAGAACGAGAACCUCCUUACUGCAACCAAAGUCCUGCCUCGGCUCAACGCCUUAUAGCCACAGUAGGGACCCCAAAGCUGCGACAUCCCAAGCUCCUCUCAGCUUUGCUGCGUGACUUCCUGAGCUGCUGCCUUCAGAAAGACGAGGAGGAGCGCUGGUCUGCCAUAGAGCUCCUGCAGGUUACAAGACCAAGAACCAUCUCUCCCCUGCCUCCCUCUGCUCCUGGAGAAGAAGCCAAAGAUGAGGAAGUUGAGCAAGUCAAAUGGAAGCGUCCAGCUGUGGUCACACCACAGGCUGUUCAUUCCAAGAGAGUUACAAGACCAAGAACCAUCUCUCCCCUGCCUCCCUCUGCUCCUGGAGAAGAAGCCAAAGAUGAGGAAGCUGAGCAAGUCAAAUGGAAGCGUCCAGCUGUGGUCACACCACAGGCUGUUCAUUCCAAGAGAAACAUCAAGGCAGAGCCACAAGCAGAGCUGCCCGAAGCUCAGAGUGACAUCAUGGCAUUGAAGAGAAAGAACAAGGAUGACAUGAGAAGAGUUCAAGAGGAGAAUCUCAAUCAGCAGAGGGGCGAUCAACAGAACCAGGCAGAGCUGCAGGAUUCGGAGGCUAGCAACAAGGUAAGGGAGAAGAGGCUGGAGGAAGAAAUUAAAAUCAUCAGAGAUAAAGCUAAUCGCCUCUCUCAGUCUCUACAAAAGCAAUCGGUGACUCCUGGCUGA
Haemorhous mexicanus (house finch) is the source of this 1347-nucleotide messenger RNA. Its product is annotated as serine/threonine-protein kinase PAK 1-like. Bases 1 to 1347 code for a protein of 448 amino acids. The transcript has 12 exons. Gene Ontology annotation, biological process: regulation of actin cytoskeleton organization; protein phosphorylation; regulation of axonogenesis. The record is from RefSeq and is a predicted model, not a curated record. Gene Ontology annotation, cellular component: cytoplasm. Gene Ontology annotation, molecular function: protein serine/threonine kinase activity; ATP binding. NCBI's taxonomy places the organism in Eukaryota, Metazoa, Chordata, Aves, Passeriformes, Fringillidae.